This is a messenger RNA of Glossina fuscipes, 1639 nucleotides long. Its product is annotated as O-glucosyltransferase rumi-like. The record is from RefSeq and is a predicted model, not a curated record. The transcript is spliced from 4 exons. NCBI's taxonomy places the organism in Eukaryota, Metazoa, Arthropoda, Insecta, Diptera, Glossinidae. The coding region runs from base 128 to 1372 and encodes 414 amino acids. Gene Ontology annotation, biological process: protein O-linked glycosylation; positive regulation of Notch signaling pathway. Gene Ontology annotation, molecular function: UDP-xylosyltransferase activity; UDP-glucosyltransferase activity. Gene Ontology annotation, cellular component: endomembrane system.
AGCAAAAAAAAAAAAUAAAAAUAUGAAAAGAAAAUAUCUUUGAAAAUUCUUGGUGUAGUUAAUUUCCUAACUUGGAUAAAAAUUGAAAAAAUGAAAUUUUAUACGAAAUAAACUUUGUUUACAAAUAAUGCAAACAUUCCAAUUAUUUUUAAUGUUCCUCUUAGUUUUAAGUAAAAAUUUAAGGACUUUACAGAAUAUCAGCGACAGUGAUGACGGUGUAUGUAUAGCAAAAGACGAAUGUCAAAUGGGCAAGUCCAGUAAUUAUAAAGAAGAAAUUACAGUUUUCAAUAUAAUCAUACAAGAAAUUGAGAAAGCCCGCAAGUCGCACUCACCUUGUUCCACUGAUCCGGAAGAUGUUGAAUGCGUUUGCCAUCGAAAUGUAAUUGAUAGCGAUUUAGGCAUUUUCCAAAAAAAUGGCAUAACGCGCAGUGCACUAGACGAAGCAGCUAAAUAUGGUACACGCUAUAAAAUUUAUAACCACAGACUUUACAGAGAAUCAAAUUGCAUGUUUCCUUCAAGAUGUGAAGGCAUUCAACAUUUCAUUCUCAAAUUGUUACCUGAAUUACCUGACAUGGAUUUGGUGAUUAAUACGAGGGAUUGGCCGCAAGUGCCAUUAACCUUUAACGCUGAAUCGAAAGCAGUAUUUUCCUUCUCGAAAACGAAGGAUUAUGCGGACAUCAUGUAUCCAGCGUGGACUUUUUGGGCUGGUGGUCCAGCAAUAUCCUUAUAUCCGACGGGUAUAGGCAGAUGGGAUUUACAUAGGGAAAAUCUAAAAAGAGCUGCUGGGAAAUAUGCCUGGAAAUCAAAAAUUCCUAAAGGUUUCUUUAGAGGCUCACGCACGUGCAGUGAAAGGGAUUCGCUGAUUUUGCUUUCGAGAAAAAAAUCCCAUUUGGUCGAUGCUCAAUACACGAAAAAUCAAGCGUGGAAAUCACUUAAAGAUACUUUGAAUGCAGAUCCUGCUAAGGAAGUGUCGUUCGAAGAUCACUGUCAGUACAAGUAUCUCUUUAAUUUUCGGGGCGUAGCAGCUAGUUUUCGAUUUAAGCAUUUAUUUUUAUGCAAUUCCUUGAUUUUCCACGUGGGCGACGAUUGGUUGGAAUUUUUUUACUUAGCUCUUAAGCCAUGGGUACAUUAUGUACCCUUGCCUAAAUAUCCAACCGAAGGAGACAUUGAGGAUAUGCUGGAAUUUUUCAAAAAAAACGAUGAUUUGGCUAAAGAAAUAGCUGACGCAGGCUAUGAAUUCAUUUGGAAACACCUACGCAUGCAGGAUGUGGAAUGUUAUUGGAGAAUUUUGCUGAAACAAUAUGCAAAGUUAUUAAAAUUUAAAACUGAAUUCGACAACAGUAUGAUCGAAAUAAAAAUUAAGAAUAAUUAGAUUAAUAAUUGACAUAAAAAUUAAUAUAUAAAAUAAGGUGAAGCACCUUUGCUAAUAGUCGAGGUUUUCUAGAGCUAAUUUAGAAAUUAAAAUUAUCGAAUAAUUUAUAGUUCUUGAAUAUAUAAAAAAUUGAACAAACUAUGGAGAAAACACCAGAUAUGAUAUAUUCCUGUCAAUCGUGCCUUUUUGAUAAUAACCAGCUUUGAUUUCUGAUUUGUAUACGGUGAGGUGUUUCAAUUCUUCUUGAAAUCUUAGCUAAAACUAUCU